AUGUCUAUACUACAUCCACGCAAGAAACGACGCAUGGACUCCCAUCCAGGCCACUUUGACUUGGUUGUGGUUGGCUGUGGAGGAGGUCACGACGAGACCAAUCUCUCUGCAUACCUCCUCAAACCACGAGACAAGGCCUGGUCCGACGGCAUACUGGGUCUUGAAGCUGGCUCGGGCUACGGGGCGCUCAAACGGCUAUUCGGGACAACACACCCACACCUCUUUUCCUCGCUGUUUAAACCACACCAAUCCAAGUCCAAGCGCCCAACCAACCUCCUCGAUAAGGCCCAUACCAGCUCCGUAGAUAAAGCCCAUACAGUCUUCACUCAUCUCCGAGCAUACUUGAUAACCCAUGCCCAUCUGGACCACUGUGCCUCGCUUAUCAUCUCCUCCGGCUCAUUGCCUGGCCCUACGAGAUACAUCUUGGGAGCCCAGAGUGUCUUGGAAGACCUCGAGCGAUGUAUCUGGAAGCCAGGGAGAUGCUGGCCUCACAUAGUAGGAUGGGACCAAUCCGAGCCUUCUUCAAACACCGCAGGCGGGAUCCUCCGUUCACUCAAACUCGCUUCAUCUGACAACAAAGACGGAGGAGACAAGGACGAAGACUACUUACCCAUCAGAGCAGGCCUGGACGAUAUGUCCGUUCGUGUUGUCCCACUAUCGCACGGAUGCGCUUACACCUCGUCCGCAUUCUUCAUUCGACACAUGCGAACACGACACGAGUUUUUAUUUUUCGGAGAUGUCGAAGCUGAUCCUUUGCCUUUGGGCUCUUCCUCUGCUUCUUCAUGUACCUCUUCUUCGAAUUCGCACGCUGUGAACUCCCCGGCUCGUCCGAUGUUGCUUCCAGUAUGGUCACACACCGCGCAUCUGUUCACAUCCAACCGUCUACGAGCAUUACUCAUCGAAUGCUCCUACCCGGCCGGACGCCCAGAAUCCCGGCUGUUCGGCCAUUUAUCCGUCGAAGGCUUGAGAAAAGAGAUAAAGGUUUUGGCAGACGAGGUCGUAAAGCUCCAACCUAGCCGAAUUGGAGGAGAGAAAGUAAUCAACUCCGUUAAAGUCCGACAACCAAGCGGAACCGAUCGACCCACCCGUCGCCCACUCAAACGAAGGCCCUCUUCAGACUUGCCAUAUCCUCGCACUCGAUCUCUGGUCAAAUCUCCUGCCUCUGCUACACCUUCAUCUCCUUCUCCUUCCCCUGCUCCUGCUCCCGCCGGUCCUCUGUCGGGCUUGCGGGUGAUAGUAACCCACUGUAAAGAACCUCCUCCAGGGUUUGAUCUUCAAGGCGCACAGACUAUCGCGGAUUAUAUCGUGGAACAACUCAAGUUUGGAGUCAAGAGUCUAGGAUUGGGGCCGGACGAGACGGGUGUGGAAUAUAUUGCUGCAUGCCAGGGUGAUGAAUUUGACACUCCCAUCAAACAUGUAAUGAUCCUUGGACUCGGAAUAUGCGGGCCUCUGGCAGCUCUAGCCAUCUUACAACGGACUAUCGUUCCAACCGUAACCAUAUACGAACUCAGGCCCGAACCGACAACUAUCGGAGGAGGACUGAAUAUCUCACCGAAUGCUCAUCGACUGCUCGAAAGACUCGGAGUCUCGCCUUUGAGUUUUGCGGGAGCGACACCGACUGUGUUGUUUCAGAACCAGAAUGGCGGGAAGAUAGGUGUGUUUUGGUACGGAGGCGGAUGGGACCCGUAUGCGCGCGGGGCGAUUGGAAUGCGCGUCCUGAGGUCUGAUUUACUACAAGGUUUACUACGUACCAUGGAAAAAUACGAAAAAGAGGGAAGACUGAAAAUUGUCUACGGAAAACGUGCUGAGGAGAUCGAAGAAGACGAAAAUGGAGUGUCCAUCCGAUUUAGUGACGGGGAACUGACAAAAGGCGAUCUUCUCAUCGGAGCAGACGGCAUUCAUUCCUUCACUCGAAGACAACUGUACUCGGACAACGAUAAACUAGAGACAACCCCGCGUGCAGUAUACUCGGGAGUCACGACCAUCUAUGGUGUAGUUCCGUCUUCCAAAAUCCCUCAAUCCUUACUCGAUCCCCUCUCGCGUCACCAAAGUAUACGCACAAUCUCACCUCACGAAGGUUUAUUCGCCAUUUCAUACGCAACUGCUUCGCGUUCGCAUGUCCAUUGGUUUUCUUCACGCACGCCACGCGUGCCUCCUCCAGCGGACGAACCGGAACCUAACCAUGAGUCCGUUCGAGACUCUCUGAUUCAGAUGUACGGGAAGCACCCUGCGCCUAUACCAAACCUUAUACAAGCGACGGACCAUAUUUACUACUGGCCCGUAUUUCGACUUGCCCCGAUCCCUGAUAAAUGGUACAGCUCCAGCGGCCGAGUCGUAUUAAUCGGUGAUGCGGCACACGCCAUGCCUCCACAUGCUGCUCAAGGACUAGGAAUGGGUAUCGAAGACUCGGUCCUAGUCGCUCGAGUGGUCUCGGCACUCGAACAACGCGCACGUGAAGUGGCAAAUCUUGCCAAGAGAGGGAGGAGUGUGCGUAACAAGGUCGGACUGGGCGCCGAGCUAUGGGCUAGGGAAUAUCAGGCAAAGCGCGUGAAGAGGGUAAAUCGUUUUGUGAAACACGCCGAGAGUCAGGGGAGAGCUAGGAAGGAUUCGGGGUGGAGGAUUGGGAUCUUGCGCGAGUGGAUGCUGUGGGUCGCGUUUCCUCUCAUUAACUUUUUCGGACUACUUGCUGUAUAUGAUAUCCAGGGGUGGGGAUAUGACCCUGACGAUGAGAUUAUCAAGUUGGACGGAUUGUAG
Rhizoctonia solani is the source of this 2754-nucleotide messenger RNA. Its product is annotated as cAMP phosphodiesterases class-II domain-containing protein. Bases 1 to 2754 code for a protein of 917 amino acids. The record is from RefSeq and is a predicted model, not a curated record. Gene Ontology annotation, molecular function: FAD binding; monooxygenase activity; 3',5'-cyclic-AMP phosphodiesterase activity. Gene Ontology annotation, biological process: cAMP catabolic process. The transcript has 3 exons. Lineage: Eukaryota; Fungi; Basidiomycota; Agaricomycetes; Cantharellales; Ceratobasidiaceae.